AAUAAAUGAAAAUCGUCAUCCUUUUAGUCCUAGUGAUGUCAUCAUUGGCAAGGCUUACUUAUAGGAAUAGCGUAUUUGGAAGAGAAGAGAUCAUCCAGGCCAGUAAUACGUUGUGGUUUAUGCAGAAAUUGGAUCACAAUGAUCCCACAUCGAAGGAAGUGUUUAAACAAAGAUAUCACAUUUAUGAUGAUUAUGUAGUUGGAAACUAGCCUGAAGCAGUUAUUUUGUACAUUUGUGGUGAAUGGACAUGUAAGCUGGAAAUACAAAUAUUAUAGGUGACGGAAUUGGAAAUGGGUUAACAUUUGAUGCUGCACAAUAAUUGAAAGCCAUAAUCCUUGUUUUGGAACACAGAUAUUUUGGUUAGUCUCAGCCAUUCAGAGAUUGGAGUACUCCAAACUUAAAAUAUCUCAACAUUCAUUAAGCUUUGGAUGACAUUGCUUACUUUAUCUAGGACAUCAAAACUCAAGGUAACUUUAAUAUAAAGCCAAAUACCCCAUGGAUUCAUCUUGGAGGUUCAUACCCAGGAGCACUAAGCGCUUGGUUUAGAUACAAAUAUCCCCAUUUGACAAUUGGAGGUUUGGCUUCUUCAGCAGUUGUCAGAGCAGUCGCUUGUUAUCAUGAAUACGAUAUGCAAGUUUAUCUUUCUGCCUUGGAGAGUUCUUAAGAGUACUAUAACUUUAAAUUUAAUUAGAUGUGUAGAUAGAAUCCAAUAAGUAAAUGAAAAGAUUGAAGCCGACUUGUUAGAAAGUCCUGCUACUAUUAAGGCCGAUUUUGGUGCUUCAGAAUUAACAGAUGUUGAAUUCUUGUCAAUGAUUGCUGAUAUCUAUGCUGGCAUGGUUUAAGGCAGAAAAAGAUCUAAGAUGUGCGAGAGAUUAGAAGCUGGAGCUACUUUAGACGAUUGGUUUAAACAAGUAAAAGAGAUGGCCAAGGAAACAGUUGAUCAAGAAAGCUACGGAUCCGAAUUUUUAAAGGAUAUCACCAUUGAUUUCUCAAAGAAUUCCAGACAGUGGACAUAUUAGACUUGCAUUGAAGUUGGAUACUUUUAAACUGCUAAUGUAAUUAAUCAUUUUUAAUUUAAAGCCAACUGCUGAACAAUCAACAAGAUCAUAACAAUUGAAACUCGAUUUCUUUAGAAACUUAUGCGAAUAUUCUUAUGGAAUUUCCAUCUUCCCUGAUGAAGAGAGAACUAAUGCUUAUUUUGGUGGACUUGAUAUCAAUGUGGAUCACCUUAUCUUUUCAAAUGGAUCAGAUGACCCAUGGUAACAUGCCUCAAUCACUAAAUGGACAUAAGGAAAAGAGUAUGAUGUCAAGUACAUUAAAUGCAAGGAUUGUUCACAUUGUGUUGAUCUUAAGGCUACUAAGGUUGAAGAUCCACCUGAAUUAACUCAAGCUAGACAAGAAAUUCUAGCCAUAUUUUAACAAUGGAUUAACGAAUACAAACAACAACAAGCCUAAAUUAUUGAGUGAAAUAUAAUAAGAAAUAUAUAUAUAUCAAAGUA
This is a messenger RNA of Paramecium octaurelia, 1499 nucleotides long. NCBI's taxonomy places the organism in Eukaryota, Ciliophora, Oligohymenophorea, Peniculida, Parameciidae. The record is from the annotation of a GenBank genome assembly.